GCGACGACAACACCCUCGUCCAUAUGCGCGUCUAGUACGCUAGACCAACACUGGGGGCCGGAUCAGAAACGCCAGCAAGGAAUAUCCAGAAGCAGGAAUCGCCAGAAACAGCGCUGCCCUCUCUCCGUCUCGUCGGUGUAGCCCCCUUUAAAUCCAUCCACAUGGCCGACCACCACGACACCAGCCCGCGCAAGCGGAAACGAGCGCCCAUCGAGGAAUUGCAGUCCAAGAAGCCGAAGCUCAGCCCUCCGCCACGACCACCGCGCACCAGGUUUCCUCUGACAAGAGACGCAUUACGGGAAUUGAACCGAAGGAACAAGGAGGCUGCUCGAUCCGCACCGAACUCGAAGCUCAAACGACCCGGUUCCCCCGUUCCCCGACACGCGGCUGCCGACCUUCCUGCCUGCUCCGCCUCCGACCUCGAGCACUUUGCCCGACACGGCGGCCCAGAUCUUUCGGACUUGAGAGGCUGUCACGAACCCGCAGUCAGACCCCCCACGAGCUCGAGCGUGUCCACAAUCCUCCGCCGGCGGAUGCGAGCUUCGGCCCCAUCCCAGAGCAGGACUCCGACAGGUACAGCGACACCUACGCCUACGGCUACGAGCAGUGCCAGGGCUGGGCCGUACGGUAAUGCUUUUGCACAAAACCUCUUCAAGUUUAACGUCUAUCUCGAUACAUACCGGGACGUUAACCGCCAACGUCUCCCAGAACCGGACAACCUGGAUGAGAUCAGGCGGGCGUUAACACAAGAACCACGACGGUCCCUAUCUCCUUCGCGCUCUUUGCGUACCGAAUUCGAAGAGUUUGAGCUAGCAGAUGCGUCUGCUAGCACGGAGAGAAUGGUGACGGAGCAUGUGAUUCCCAAAAUUCAAGGCAAAAUUGGCGAUAUCAGGUGCAUGGCCCGCCUGGAGGAUCUCGAUGAACGAGUCUAUACCGAACUUGCAGGAAGCAUCCUUCCUUCUACCCAGUUCGACGAGCAACCCAUACUACCCAACUUCUUUCUAGAAGUGAAAGGUCCCGGCGGCUCUUUGGUGGUAGCUAAGCGACAAGCAUGCUACAACGGGGCGCUAGGGGCGAGGGGAAUGCAGCACUUGCUCUCGUACGGAGCAUCUGAACUGGUCUACGACAAUAAGGCCUAUACUUUGACGUGUACCUAUUACGGUGGAACACUUACGAUGUAUACCACCCAUGUCAUACCACCAGCCAUGCCAGGAGGACUCUCCAGGUAUGUAAUGACAUUGGUAGUUACCUAUACCCUUUUAGCCGGUCCAGAUAUGUUUCGGGCAGCAGUCACGGCAUACCGAAACGGGCGGGAUUGGGCAGAGCAGCAGAGGAACGAGGCAAUCAAACAGGCCAACAUGAGGGCUCAAGUUGCUCUCACAGGCGUCGGGAUUGAGGUGGGCGCAUCUGCUCCCCCGGAUCACGAUGGCGCAACCUCGGGUCCUCCUCCCCCGGAUAGCAAUAACGCAACCUUGGAAACCUCGAGCCCUCCUACCCCGGGUGACGAUGAGGGUGACGAUGAUGAUAACGGAACUUCGAGCGUCGCAACCAAUGAAGCUUCCGGGCUUGGGCCUCGACGUGAACGGGCCCGGGCCAGCCAGCAAGACAACACUCCCACGAGUCCCACCCCGUUAACCCUGGAGAAAGGCUCCAAGAAAGUAGCGUCUUCCCCUAACCAGUCCGAUACUUCGGUUAACAACUCUCUCUCUCCACGUCUUCCGCCCGGGCCCCAGGCUAAACGCCGCCGCAAGGGCUCGCCAAGAAGAUCUCGAGAUCAGCAAAGAUGA
This is a messenger RNA of Neurospora tetraspora, 1787 nucleotides long. RefSeq lists its product as uncharacterized. The coding region runs from base 162 to 1787 and encodes 541 amino acids. Lineage: Eukaryota; Fungi; Ascomycota; Sordariomycetes; Sordariales; Sordariaceae. The transcript is spliced from 4 exons. The record is from RefSeq and is a predicted model, not a curated record.